Cylicocyclus nassatus is the source of this 1620-nucleotide messenger RNA. Lineage: Eukaryota; Metazoa; Nematoda; Chromadorea; Rhabditida; Strongylidae. The record is from the annotation of a GenBank genome assembly.
AUGCGGUUCUCUAAGCUACUGUUGCUCAUUAUAUGCUCAUUCUCUACGGAGACUGCACAGACCGACAAGGCUGCGACAGGGCACAAAGCUGGUCUCGAGAUGAACAAUGGAACCCCAACUACGACGCUGAUAGAAUUUGCUGAUGCACAGAAGAAAGAAGUUUCUGCAAAACACGGUGGGAAAUCAGAUUACGCAAACUCGCAGCAGAUGAGAGAAGAAGAGGCUUUGUCAGGCAUUGAGUUGGAAAAAAGACGGCAAAGCCUAAAACAUGGGCAACGUGUGCAAGAAACCAAACAAUCUUUCGAAGACAAAUCGAUCGAAUCGAUCAAGGACAGUGGGCUAUCAAAAAUUGAAGAGAGAAAACUAAAGGCGUCGGAUUUGGUGGUCACCAAAGAUGGCAGAAACGAAAUAUAUAAAAGACACCACGAAGUUCAUGAAAGUCAAAAGGCAAGGGCAAGAAGGGCUGAAAGCAACUACCCCUAUGAAGAAGCACCUUGGGCGUACCAAGGGAAAAGCCUCGAGAAAACAGGCAAAAAGAAUAUAAUGAGUUCACCGAUUGAUGUGAAAAAUCGCUUUGGAAAAGGUAAUAGGAAAAAACCGAUGAAAUCGGUUUCUGCGAAUGGAGAUCGAGACUUCCUCAAGCAAAAAGCUCCAAAGAAAAAAUUAAGUUCAAGGAGACUCAGUAAAAAGAAGAAGUUUGACAGUGGGAAAAAGCAGCAUUCGACAAAACCAUCAACUGAUGAUGAUAAAGAAGAGCGACAGUUGAUUCAUAGCGGUUUUGGCAAAGACAGUGAUUAUGAUGUGAGCGUGAAAACGGCAGAAUUACAGGAGAACGGUGAAAGUAGAACCGGUAAUAACUUUGCAUCCCGCCUUCUGAAAGGACGUCAGAAGGAAUUGGCUACAAAGGAGACGCUGCAUGGAAAAACAAGCUCUUAUGUUGUGAAUAAGAUAGAUUCUGCAAAUGCCAAGUCGGCGCGAAGCAAUUCGGUUAGGUUAUAUGGAGACGGCCAAUUGAAAAGCGUUAAGGGACCGCUCAUGACAAAUCGUUCUGAUGUCAAGCGGUCUUCAUAUUGGUCAAAUCCUUGGACAAUCAAAUACGAGAGAAAGAAAUUGGAGGCGUUAGAAAAACUUCUAAGCAGAGAUAAGCCUCGCAGAGAGUCUGAAAGGUCACGGGUGCGCGGACACAGGGGUGUCGAAGUGCCACCUUGGCAAUGGAAAGAAACACCAGAGACGACCAGUGAGGAGCUGCCAACUCCGAUUGAGACUACAGAACCGCCGGAAGCCCCUGGAGAAACUGAGCCACCUCCGGUCAUAAAAAUUAAGACCAAAAAGCCGCUUAAUCAAGUAGAAACCACAAAAUGGGUGGAUCCCUUUAGACGUGCACCUUGGGAAUAUCGGAAGAACUUGCCGCCUAGAAUUACUCAUGUAGGUGGAAAUGAGUGGGGAUACAGGCGGAGAAAGAAGAGGGAAAUUUAUUAUGGGCCGCGACUGAAAUUUUUCCAGGAGAGAGUUUGGAGCAUGCCCUACGAACGACACUGGGACCCUUCUGACAGUGAACAACCCUGGAAGUCACGGAACAUUUGGUGGCGAUACUUUGCUCAAGGAGAGAACCUUACCUAA